Messenger RNA from Salvia miltiorrhiza (redroot sage), 2310 nucleotides. RefSeq names its product anthocyanidin 3-O-glucosyltransferase 2-like. The record is from RefSeq and is a predicted model, not a curated record. Bases 688 to 2094 code for a protein of 468 amino acids. The transcript has a single exon. Lineage: Eukaryota; Viridiplantae; Streptophyta; Magnoliopsida; Lamiales; Lamiaceae. Gene Ontology annotation, molecular function: UDP-glycosyltransferase activity.
CUAAUUUAGUUAUAUAUAUUAUUUAACUAAGACUUUUUUGAAAAUAGUAAUUGUGGUUAGCAAAAUUCUUGUCUUUUACUUCACUUAAUUAACCUCCAAUUAUUUUCCUUAAACAAUCAAGUCACAUGACUCACAUUUUCUCUUUGCUCAUGAUGAUUUCAAUUUCCCACCAACUAUUUUAUCUAAAUGGUUGGUUGAUUGAAAAACAAUGAUUAGGUCAAAUACAUUGACACCUAACAUAAGCAAAAGUACAUAUAUAGCUGGUUUUUAUAUAAAAAUAAAUAAACCUACUAUACAAAGAAAAACUAAAAAAUUAAAAUAAAAUGAAAACCAUAUGUAAGCAAAAGAAGCUUCUAAGUUAUGUAUAUGACUUGGUCUCCCCAAUCUCUAGCAAUUUCCUUCUUCACGUCACAUGAUAUGAUCAGACGAAAUCAUUUAUUUACUAUAUAUCACUCUAAAUCUCAUACUUAAUUAUUAGGGGAAUCUUAUUUAACCACAAUUUUUUGUGUUAAUUACUUUAUUGAUAGUUAUAUAUACACUUUAAGGUAGCCAAACAUUUUUGGUGACCAACAAUUUUACUACCAACAAGUUUCAUUGACAACAAAGUUGCAUAUCACAUGUUUUCUUUACUUAUAUAUAUAAACGCAUUGCAUGACUUAAGAUACAGUGUGAUUAAAUAAAAUAAAAAUGGCUGUUGAUGAAAAAGCAAGCCUAGUGUUCAUCCCCUUCCCCGUCGUGAGCCACCUGGUCACGGCGGUGAAGACGGCGGAGCUCCUCGCCGCCCACGACAGCCGCCUCUCCAUCACAGUCCUCGUCAUGAGCAUGCCGACGGACACCAAGAUCAGCUCCUACAUCAAGAAUCCGCGGAUCAACUUCGUGCAGCUCGAACAAGACGUAUCCAACGGCGCAGAAGCGAUCAUGAAGCCUCCCAAGAGCAUGAUGCAUUUCGCCGGCCGCCACAGGGAUUCCGCCCGGGCGGUGGUGUCUGAGAUGAAGAGAUCAUGCAGAGUCGCCGGAAUCUUCGUCGACAUUAUGUGUGUCGACAUGAUCGACGUGGCCAAGGAGCUCAAGAUCUCGAGUUACAUUUUCUUUGCUAGUGGCGCCGCGGUUCUAGGGCUCACGUUCGAUUUGCAGAGUCUCCGAGACGAUGGUGGCCGGAAUUUGGCGGAGUUCGAGGGUUCGGAUGAGGUGGUUACGAUCUCGUCGUAUGUUAACCCGGUUCCGGCUAGGGUUUGGCCGGAGUCGGUGUUCGACGGGGAGAGCGGCUUCCUCGAGCUAUCGAGGAAGGCGCGGGAAGCGGACGGGAUCGUCAUCAACACUUUUCUUGAAUUGGAAUCAUAUGCGAUAGGCUCAACCUAUGCUAAUGAGCGGAUCCCGAGGUUUUACCCGAUCGGGCCGAUCAUCGGUGAAGGGAAAGACGAGAAUGAUGAGAGCCGACAGAGGCGCGGGGAAAUCAUGCGGUGGCUAGACGGGCAGCCGGACUCGUCGGUCGUGUUCCUCUGCUUCGGGAGCAUGGGAGCUUUCGGGGAGGAGCAGGUGGUGGAUAUCGCGGAGGCGCUGGAGCGGAGUGGGAAGCGGUUCUUGUGGUCGUUGAGAAAGCCGAUUUUCGAAGGGGGGUUUGCUUAUCCGACGGAGUACGAGAAUCCCGGGGAAGUAUUGCCGGUAGGGUUCCUAGAGCGGACGGCAGGGGUGGGUAAGGUGAUUGGGUGGGCCCCUCAGGUAGCAGUGUUGUCUCACCCUUCGGUAGGAGGGUUCGUGUCGCACUGCGGAUGGAACUCGACUUUAGAGAGUGUCUGUUGUGGGGUCCCCAUGGCCGCCUGGCCGUUGGGGGCCGAGCAGCAGACCAACGCAUUCCAAUUAGUGAAGGACAUUGGAAUUGCUGUCGAGAUUAAGAUGGACUAUCGAAAGAACAGUGGUGAGAUUGUGCCAAAAAAUAUUAUCGAGAAGGCAAUCAAGCAGCUAAUGGACCCCACGAAUGAGAUUCGAGUUAGGGUUAAGGAGUUGAAGGAGAAGAGCACAAGAGCCCUCAUGGAAGGUGGAUCAUCAUAUAAUCACUUAGGUCUUCUGAUUCACAAUUUCUUCAAGAGUUGUUGAAUGUUGCUCCGUUAAUUAGCCUAUAUAUGUUAAUUCCAAGGCUAUAUAUAUCCUACCUUCUAGUAUUGUGUUUCGAUUUCUAUUAUUAUCAUAUUAUUCAUAGAUGUUGCAUGUUAUUGAACGACAUAAUAAAUUGUGGAACAUGGGAUCUUAUCCGGGCUUGUUUAUUUAUUUAAUUUCGUGAUAAUCAAAUUGUGUAAUAUACAUUGUUAGAAA